Octopus sinensis (East Asian common octopus) is the source of this 1146-nucleotide messenger RNA. RefSeq names its product methyltransferase-like protein 7B. The coding region runs from base 115 to 885 and encodes 256 amino acids. The transcript has 3 exons. Gene Ontology annotation, molecular function: S-adenosylmethionine-dependent methyltransferase activity. The record is from RefSeq and is a predicted model, not a curated record. NCBI's taxonomy places the organism in Eukaryota, Metazoa, Mollusca, Cephalopoda, Octopoda, Octopodidae.
CAAAAUUUUCAACGGUUGUUUAUUCAUUCAUUAUAUUUUUCUUCGCUGUUAAAGCUGUCUCUAAUAUUGUAAAUAUCUUUUGAGGAUUAUUCUGUUUCUUAAAACACACGAAAAAUGUCUUCAGAAGACUCUACAGACGCUGGAAUUUCUUCAAAUCCACUUGCCAUGUUCGUCCUUAUAUUAUUUGGAAUCAUUCUUUUAGUCUAUCUGCUUUCGAAUCCCAUCAAACAAGCCUUAAAUUAUUGCAGACUGAAAACACAAACCGUAAUCAUGGCAGGGUACUGGCGCAAGGUAACGGAAAGCCAUAAAGAAGAACUGGACAACUUCUUCCAACCUCUUCACAUGAAAAAGAAAGAAAUUUCUGAAAAUCUCGACAUUUUGGAAAUUGGUAUCGGAGAUGGUGCGAAUUUCCCUUAUUAUCCGGAAGGUUGCAACGUAUAUGCUCUGGACCCUGAAGAUAUUUUCCAAGCGGCAGUGCAGAAUAACAUAAAGAAAUAUCCGCACCUGACAUUCAAAAAGUUCUACUGCUCGCCUGCCGAAGACAUGUCUUUUAUCAAAACUGGUUCCCUCGAUAUUGUUAUAUCUACCAUGUGUCUGUGUUCCGUUGGAGAUGUGGGAAAAGUUCUGAGUGAAAUAAAAAGAGUUCUUCGGAAAGGUGGAAUUUUCAUAUACUGGGAACAUAUUGAAUCAACCAACUCUGCAGUUAAGUUUUUACAAGCUUUGCUGCAUGGGACAUGGAAGUUUCUGUUUGGCAACUGCCACCUGACUCGACGACCCUGGGAAACUAUGGAAUCAACUGGUUUUUCUACACUAAAAUACACUAAGAUCUGUGUUGAUACCAUGCCAAUGAUAAACACAACACUGGUGGGCAGUGCCACAAAAUAAUGGUUUCCAAUCUGUAAUAGAUUGUCCUCUUUUUCUCUAUUCUUCCAAUCUUCUUUCCAUCUUUUAUCCGUUUUUAUCUCUCCUCCUCCUCCCAUUCUGUCACUGUCUCCCCUCUUCCUGUCUGUCUUUAUUGAUUCCUCCUCCUCCUCCCUUUUUGUCAUUAUCUCCCUUCUCUGCCUGUACUUCACCUCUACUUUUUUUUCAACUUUUACACAUCCACAAUCUCAUUCAAAGCAAAUUCUAAUAUGAAAAGGAAGAGAA